UUGCCUUUCACAGUGAAGCCCCGGGUCCAGACUCAUUUGUUCUUGCAAUCUUACGAAAUCUUGAUUCCAUGGCCGCUGUUUGACAUAUUCUUGUUCGUUCUGAUCCAAUGCUUCUUCUUCGCCGACUUGGAGCCGUAUUUCGUUCAUCGAGAAGGUUGUAUAGCAGCAACGGCGACCAUGAUUUGGCAAAUACCAUCGCUGAAUUUAACAAGGAAAUGGAAUCAGUAUUUGGAGACCUUCCUCCUAGUGGGAUUUCAGGUUCUUCACAUAACAGUUUUACAGUUGAAAAGUCUGCAAUAACGCCUCAAGAAUGUGAAAAUGCCGUGUCUUUGACCCAUGUUGGCAGAGCUGGGGAAGCUCAAAUGGUCGAUGUUUCUCCAAAAGAAAGCACCAAAAGAAUUGCAAUUGCUAGUUGCAAUGUAAUUCUUGGCAAGAAGGUGUUCGAUUUGGUCUUAGCUAACCAAAUGGCCAAGGGCGAUGUCCUCAGUGUUGCUAAAAUUGCAGGAAUAAGUGGAGCAAAGCACACAAGCACUCUAAUUCCACUUUGUCAUAACAUAACCCUGUCACAUGUGCGAGUCGACCUUCAUUUAAAUCCCAAAAAUUACAGUGUGGAUAUAGAAGGAGAAGCUGCAUCAACAGGUAAAACGGGAGUUGAAAUGGAAGCAAUGACAGCGGUGACCAUUGCUGGCCUUACUGUCUAUGAUAUGUGCAAAGCAGCUUCAAAAGAUAUACAGAUCACAAAUGUGCGACUUGAAAGUAAAACGGGUGGGAAGAGUGGACAAUGGUCAAGGGAGGAGUAAAAGCUUAAAGGUACAUGUGUUGUUUUACUUCUUCUGAAUGUUUGAGACAGUUGAUUUGAUGCACAUUUUCAAGAAAAUCUGGUUUGGUUUUACAACUUGGAUUGAAAAGUAGUUUGUCCUUGAGAUUAUUAGGUGAACUCUAAUGUUAAAAAAAGGAAAGAUUAGUAGGUGAACCCUUGGCAGUCAUGUUACAAGAACCCCCAUGACUACAUCUACGCAUGAUCUACGCCCCCUCCCCCUUCUUUCUUCUAUAAGCUUACUUGGAUGCAUCUCUUACCACAAAGAGGUGUUAAAUUCAACACUAUCCUAAUCCUCUUCUUCAGGGACGGACCCAAGUAACAACAUCCUUAUUCUAGCUUCUUUGCUGGAACCUUGGAAACAAUCAUAUGAGACACAUGUUUAGAUGUCAAUUUUUUUAGGAUUAAGGCUAUCUUGUAUGAUUCCAUCCACCCAUGCUCUUUUUUCUAUUUAGGAUAUCAUAAUGUAAUUUCUUACUGUUUUAUUUUCAAGGAUUCCCCCAAUACCUUUGGUUAAGAAGCUCAGGAAAGUCAUCUAGUCCUGGUGUUUAGUUGAUACAUUUGUUGUAAGGCCAUUUCAAUUUCUUUACGUGCAAAGUUGUUAGUUUUACAUUGAUUUCCACUAUAACUCUUGGACUCGUGUGUCUUGGAACUUUUUGAAUAUGGAUUGCAUAUGGCGAUUCAAAAUUAGCUUUAGAAUAAGAAAGUUAUCUUCAACACCACUUUUGCCCCCUCGUCAUUCGCUUGGACCAAUAAAAAUUCCCUUGAUUUCA
Molecule: messenger RNA, 1590 nt
Organism: Cucurbita pepo subsp. pepo (vegetable marrow)
Lineage: Eukaryota; Viridiplantae; Streptophyta; Magnoliopsida; Cucurbitales; Cucurbitaceae
Gene: CNX3
Product: cofactor of nitrate reductase and xanthine dehydrogenase 3
Biological process (GO): Mo-molybdopterin cofactor biosynthetic process
Source: RefSeq, a predicted model, not a curated record